Molecule: messenger RNA, 4334 nt
Organism: Cololabis saira (Pacific saury)
Lineage: Eukaryota; Metazoa; Chordata; Actinopteri; Beloniformes; Belonidae
Gene: kif5ab
Product: kinesin family member 5A, b
Exons: 29
Coding region: 388-3636 (1082 amino acids)
Biological process (GO): microtubule-based movement
Molecular function (GO): microtubule motor activity; microtubule binding; ATP binding
Source: RefSeq, a predicted model, not a curated record
AUACUCCUGAUUUACAAGUCUCCAUAUGUUCUCCACACCUCAAUUGCACGGCGUAAUUUGAUGGCAAUUUUGGCGACAACAAGGAAAAAAGAAAAAGAAAAAAAAAACCUUAAAUAGUUCCUUUUUUUGUAUUGAUAGAAGGCUAUUUGGUGCCAUAUGUCUUUGGUGAUUUUGGAAACCAAAAACUCGUAGUUGCCCAUUCUUCCAAAUGCUUCGCCUACCAAUCUCGCCUUGCUCGUGGACAAAGUCUGUUGUUUCAACCUGCGUCCAGAUGCGUUAAAAGAACCAGUUUCACACGGGAUACAUUUUAUUUCUUUUUUUAAAUUACCAUUAUUCUUGAAAUUCGUCUUUAUCUCCUGAAAGCGCAUCCACUGUUUUUCUUUCACAAUGGCUGAUGCCAACGCUGAAUGCAAUAUCAAGGUGUUGUGUCGAUUUCGUCCGCUAAACAAAUCCGAAAUUGUCCGCGGAGAUAAGUUCAUCCCAAUAUUUCAAGGAGGAGACGCUGUCAUCCUUGGGGGGAAGUCGUACGUGUUUGACCAGGUCUUCCCCACCAACACCACGCAGGAGCAAGUCUACAGCGCCUGUGCCAAACAGAUUGUCAAAGAUGUACUGGGUGGAUACAAUGGGACUAUCUUCGCCUACGGGCAGACCGCCUCGGGGAAAACCCACACCAUGGAGGGCAACCUUCAUGAUCCCCAGGGAAUGGGAAUCAUACCUCGGAUCGCUGAGGACAUAUUUGAACAUAUAUUUGCCAUGGAUGAAAACCUUGAAUUCCAUAUAAAGGUCUCUUACUUUGAGAUCUACAUGGAUAAAAUCCGGGACCUGCUGGAUGUAACAAAAACCAAUCUGUCAGUGCAUGAAGACAAGCACAGAGUUCCUUACGUGAAGGGCUGCACUGAACGAUUUGUCACGAGCCCCGAGGAAGUGAUGGAUGUGAUAGAUGAGGGGAAGGCCAACCGGCACGUCGCCGUCACCAACAUGAAUGAGCAUAGUUCCCGUAGUCACAGCAUCUUUCUGAUAAACAUCAAACAAGAGAACGUGGAGACGGAGCAGAAGCUGAGCGGGAAGCUGUACCUGGUCGACCUCGCCGGCAGUGAAAAGGUCAGUAAGACGGGUGCAGAGGGAUCGGUGCUGGAUGAGGCCAAGAACAUCAACAGGUCCCUGUCGGCCCUCGGGAACGUCAUCUCAGCGUUGGCUGAAGGAACGAAAUCCCAUGUGCCAUAUCGUGACAGCAAAAUGACUCGCAUCCUGCAGGACUCGCUGGGCGGGAACUGCCGCACUACCAUGUUUAUCUGUUGCUCUCCCUCUAGCUACAACGACGCAGAGACCAAAUCCACCCUGAUGUUUGGCCAACGGGCAAAGACCAUUAGGAAUACCGUGACAGUUAAUCUGGAGCUCACAGCGGAGCAGUGGAAGAAGAAGUACGAAAAGGAAAAGGAGAAGAACAGGUUAAUGAAGGAGACGAUUCAAAAACUCGACGAUGAGCUGAACCGCUGGAAGAACGGUGAGAAUGUUAUUGUGCUGGGUCAGCAGAGUGAAGCAUCUGAGGAUGCCCCGUUCGUGCUUCCAGAUUCUGACGAGGCGGCUCUUGAUAUAUGCAGCCCUUGCACCCCUUGUAGCUCCUGCUCCAUCGCAUCCUCCAUCGUGGUUCACAUCUCUGAGGAGGAGCGGCAAAAGUAUGAGGGCGAGAUCCGCAAGCUCUACAAGCAGCUGGAUGAUAAGGAUGAUGAGAUCAACCACCAGAGCCAGAUGGUGGAGAAGCUGAAGGAGCAGAUGCUUGACCAGGAGGAGCUUCUAGCAUCAUCCAGAGGUGACAGCGAGAAGGUGCAGUCGGAGUUCAGCAGACUUCAGAAAGAGAAUGAAUCUGCUAAGACGGAGGUGAAGGAGGUCCUGCAGGCCCUGGAGGAGCUGGCAGUGAACUACGACCAGAAGAGCCUGGAGGUGGAGGAGAAGAGCAUGCAGAACAAACUUCUUGCUGAAGAACUUUCAAAAAAGAUGGCUCAUCUAAUGUCUCUAGAGGCCGAGCUGUCCCACAUCCGGGAAGUGAGCAGCCACCAAAGGAAACGCAUCGCUGAGGUUCUGAACGGGCUCAUGAGGGACCUGCGGGAGUUUGGCACCAUCGUUGGAAACGGGGAAAUCAAGCUGCCCAUGGAAAUCACCGGCGUGAUUGAGGAAGAGUUCACAGUGGCUCGCCUCUACAUCAACAAGAUAAAAUCGGAGGUGAAGUCCAUGGUGAAGCGCUGUCGGCACCUGGAGAAGCUCCAAAUGGAGUGUCACCGCAAGAUGGAGGAGACGAGCAGAGAGCUGUCGUCAUGUCACCUCCUCAUCUCACAGCACGAGGCAAAGAUCCGGUAUCUUACGGAGUACAUGCAGACCGUGGAGCUGAAGAAGAGAAAGCUGGAGGACGGAUACGACUCUCUGACCGAGGAGCUGGCCAAACUCCAAGCUCGGGAAAGCAUAUCACAAGUGACCAGCGGAGAGAAUCACUUAUCAAUCCAGAAUUCCUGUGAUAUGAAGAGGGCUGUGGAGCAGCAGAUGGAGUCACACCGUGAGACACACAGCAAGCAGCUCAGCCGCCUUCGAGACGAGAUCAAUCAGCAGCAGAAGAUCAUUGAUGACCUCACUGACUGUAACCAGAAGCAGCAGUUGGAGCUGGAUCACCUGCACUGUGACUUCGAGUGUCUCAGAAGUCAGGACCAUCGCAAGAGCCGGCAGCUGGAGGAACUCACAUUUCUCAAUGAACGGCAUGAGCAGUCAAAGCAGGAUCUCAAAGGGCUGGAGGAGACUGUUGCUCGUGAGCUCAACACCCUCCACAACCUCCGCAAGCUUUUUGUUCAAGACCUCACGGCUCGAGUUCGAAAAAGCGCAGCGAUGGAGCCUGAUGAUUCUGGGGGAUUUAUCACCCAGAAACAAAAGAUUUCCUUUCUUGAAAACAACCUGGAGCAGCUUACGAAGGUUCACAAACAGCUUGUACGUGACAAUGCGGAUCUUCGCUGUGAGCUGCCGAAACUGGAGAAACGCCUCCGCUCUACAGCUGAGCGAGUUAAGGCUCUGGAGGGUGCACUGAAGGAGGCGAAGGAGGGGGCCAUGAAGGACCGACAUCGCUACCAGCAGGAGGUGGAGCGCAUCAAGGAUGUGAUGAGGGUCCGCCAUCCCUGCCGUCGACCCCACGCUGCUCAGAUUGCCAAGGCCGUACGUCCUGGCCAGUUCCCAGUCUGCUCUCUCACCAAUCCCUUCUUCAUCCGAGGCUACAGCGAACAUCCCAUCGCCUUCUGCAACGCUGUUUUCCACAACAAAAACAAUCCACCAGCCGCCGCCCCUGCUGCGCGGCCAGCACCAGAUACCGAGGCCAGGUUGCCUGAGGCCAGCCCCGACCAAAACACCCCCGAAGAACACUUUGACUCCAAAAGUGACGACACACAUGACAGCGAUGCUCAGAAUAAUGUGGUUCCAGUGGAAGCAGCGACCAAGGCCGAGCCGACUUCAGAGAUGCUCGACUCAGAGAAUGGAAACACCACAGAUAUCAAUGACAACAGCUUGUGUCUGAAUGUGAAUUCUGUGUCCAGAACUCUUGUCUGUGACAAUCAGGAUCCAGCCAAACUCUACAACCUGAAACCAGAAGCUUCAGCCAGCUAAUAGAUCUGAGCAGGCAGAUGAAUUUGUCUGAGUCCUCCUCUGUAAAUCUGCAUGCAGCUGACGACUGUCCUCUCCAGGUUCCUCCUCUUCUCCCGUCCUCACCUGAUGUAAACAGUAUCCCUGUGCUCUUUUGUUCCCCAAGUCCGCGCUUGUUCUCCUCUAAUCCCUUUCUCCUGUCUGUUCACUGGUGUGCGGGGUGCAUGCAGAUAACAGUUUGGCAAGCUAAAAGCCUGAGCUGGCAGCACACACACCUCCUGCUGCACCCCUGCUACCCAUGACUUGAAACAUAAAAGGACCACAAAUACUGUAAGGGAACUGGGGAGAAGAAGCUGCAGCACACUAGAUUACCACUGGGAUGUGCUGUUUGACUCUGGGGAGCCUGGACUAGCACAGUAGCGGUGUUAUCAUUACUCCUAGUAAACAGAAGGAAUAUUAAAAAAAUAAAAAAAACUUUUUAAAUGUGCUCAAUGACAUAAAAAACACUUUGAACUCUGCACUCAUUUUGACAAUAUUUACAGUCCUUACUGCAUGUUUGUUUUUAAUGUUGGGCUCCAGCAUUUUUUGAAACUAUAUGAUAGAGGAGGCAAAAUUAUUUUGAAAUAUUUAAUUUCCCAUGACAGUACUGAGGAUGCUCCCUUAAAUGGAAAAGUAAAAAUAAAUACAUUGAUUUGAAGAGUACGACGGAGUAUUAGGGCCAA